AUGUCAUCCAACCGGAUCACUCAGUCAGGUCAAUACGGCUCAUCUCUGGACAACCAACAUGAGCUGUCCCACAUUGAAAGCUACAACGAGGGACAAGCCUAUGACAACUUCGCAUUCGUAAGUGAUUCUUUCGGCAGAAAGAAGAAGAAUACGCUGACCAUGACAAGGNAUAACUCAGGAUGGCCAGACGACAGCAACCUGGGCACAUACGACAACACAAACCAUGAUUAUCAAGACGUCGGUGUCAGCACUCCAGCCUCUCGUCCUAACACCGGAAGCGAUGGCAGCAGAAGAACACGAAGUGGGCGGACUACCAAGCCCAUGGACUCGCCAAUGAGUUCGUCGCGUUCUACUCCCGCAGCCAACAGUCCUCGUGUCGCCGGAGUGAGAAAAAACAGAGCCAAGAAAGUGCCGGAAGCAGAUGUCGUACUCCAGGCACCAUUGAGUGUAUUGACCAAGGAUUCUGACACGCCUCUGAGGGAUAUGGAGGCAUGGGCCAACAGAUCGGUAGAAGAGAGGCUUUCGGAGGUGACCAAGGCCAACAAGAUCGCGAGGCCCAUGAACAGGUUCAUGCUGUACCGUUCCGCAUACGCUGAGCGUACCAAGAAAUGGUGCGACCAGAACAACCACCAGAUCGUGUCGAAAGUGACGGGCCAGAGCUGGAAGAAGCUGGAGCCGAAGGAAAUCAAAGACUACUAUGAUCGACUGGCGACGAUAGAAAGAGAGAAUCACCAGAGAGCAUUCCCGGAGUACAAGUUCUCACCCGCAAAGGCGAUACCAAAGAAGAAGAACCCGAAGCGUAUCUUGGAUUAUCCCGAGAGCGCAUACAGCCACUUCAGCGAUUCGGAUGACGAUCCUGAUGGCGAGUAUCGACCAGGACGACAGGCCAGGCAACCCAAGCAGCCUCCAAGAAUGACACACCCUUACGCCGACAACUACUCGUAUGCAGAUGUGAAGUAUCAGCUUGCGGAUCCUGGAAGAAACUCUGCAUCAUACCAACAAGUGUUGCCAUAUGCAGCCAGUCAGGCACAGAUGUACCACAGCCAUCCGUACUCAUAUGCAGUUGCCAACGGUCAUGGUCAGUACGCAGUGUACCAGCAGGGAGGCGGAGUGCAGCAGAUGCAAGACAAUCGUAUGACAAUGAACGGAACGCCAGCAUCGAUGGGAUCCAGCGGAGCAUUGGUCUCACUGCCUGGUGGGCAGCACCAUGAGCUGUUGCAGUCCAGAGGCCCAACACCAGUUUCGUCGUAUCAACAACCGCAGCACAGAGGCAACUUCAUGGAUCACAACGGACUACUGCUGCACCCCGACCAUACCAAUUACAACCUAGGACAUGAGUUGUCGGGUCUUGAUGCCAACUUCCAGGAUGCAAUGCACGGUGGAUUUGACAUGACUGGGGGCCAGGUGGCUACUGAAGGGACAGUGAACGAUGAGUUUCUUGUGGAUCCACAAUUGGGAGGAAUGCUGGACAAUUCGCCGUACCAGCAAUACCUCGAGUGA
Messenger RNA from Aureobasidium musti, 1500 nucleotides. The record is from the annotation of a GenBank genome assembly. NCBI's taxonomy places the organism in Eukaryota, Fungi, Ascomycota, Dothideomycetes, Dothideales, Saccotheciaceae.